Molecule: messenger RNA, 1475 nt
Organism: Andrographis paniculata
Lineage: Eukaryota; Viridiplantae; Streptophyta; Magnoliopsida; Lamiales; Acanthaceae
Product: 11-beta-hydroxysteroid dehydrogenase A-like
Exons: 6
Coding region: 120-1193 (357 amino acids)
Molecular function (GO): oxidoreductase activity
Source: RefSeq, a predicted model, not a curated record
CAUCUCAUCCCAAUCCCAUCCCGAUCGAGAAUUAAUUGAAUCGGUGGCGAACGCGAUCGAGAAAUUAAUAAAGUAUAUUAAUUAAUUAAUUAUUAGUGAUAGUGGUAGGGGUGGCGGAGAUGAUGGAUGCAAUUAUUCACACGUUCCUCGACUUGGUAGCUCCUCCCUUCACCUUCUUCACCCUCCUUUUUGUCCUUCCGCCCCUCCGCAUAUUCAAAUUCUUCCUCUCCAUUCUGGGCGCCCUUUUCACCGAAGAUGUCGCCGGCAAGGUUGUCCUCAUCACCGGUGCCUCCUCCGGCAUCGGCGAAAGCGUUGCGUAUGAGUAUGCCAAGAGGGGGGCGUGCCUGGUUCUAGCUGCCCGGAGAGAGAAGAGCCUGGAAGAAGUGGGCGAAAGGGCUCUCUAUCUGGGCUCGCCGGAAGUCCUCGCCGUGCGCGCCGAUGUCGCCGACCCCGACGACUGCCGGAGCCUCGUUGACCGUGCUAUCAAUGCCUUUGGAAGACUGGAUCAUCUGGUCAAUAAUGCUGGAAUCAUGUCUGUCGCUAUGCUCGACCAAGUCCAUGACGUCACUGAUUUUAGAGAGAUUAUGGAUAUCAACUUCUGGGGGUCAGUCUACAUGACCCGCUUUGCAGCUCCAUACCUGAGGGCUUCCGGAGGCCGCAUCGUCGCAGUUUCUUCAGCGGGCGCCUGGCUGCCUUCACCAAGAAUGAGUUUCUACAAUGCUAGCAAGGCGGCUCUGUUCCAAUUCUACGAGACGCUGAGAGUCGAAUUCGGCGGCGACAUAGGGAUUACCCUAGUGACCCCAGGCAUCAUCGAGUCCGAGCUCACCCAAGGCAAAUACUUCACCAGCCAAGGCAGACUCGUCGUCGACAAGCACAUCAGGGAUGUAGAAGUAAGCUUAACUCCAAUCGAGAGCGUGGAGAGGUGCGCGAAGGCGAUCGUGAAAAGCGCGGUGCGAGGAGAGGCGUACCUGACGGAGCCGGCGUGGUUCAGGACCACCUUCUUCUGGAAGGUAUUCUUCCCCGAGCUGGUCGAGUGGUUGUACAGAGUCAUGUGCGUGAGCGGCGGAGCCAUUGAUGGUAAUGAAGAUGAUGAGGUUGAGGAGCCGCUGGGGAAAAGGGUUCUGGACUAUACAGGAGCCAAAUCAGUGCUUUACCCGGACUCCCUCGACGCAACCGACCCUAAGACCGACUGACUCAUCACAAUUCAGUUCAAUCGCGAGUUGGUUUUGGUUGGUUGGUGUUUUUAUAAGUAGAGUGAUACUAGUGUCAAUAAUAAAUUAUAUAUACCAAAGGGAUGAGUUGAACUUGAACGUGUUUUUGUUUUAAGUAGGUAUAUUUUGUGAUAUCAAAUUUGUCCUCUUUUUUCUCUUGGUGGAAGACAAGAACAGCGGCCCAUGGAUCAUGUCCUAAAAACAAAUCUUAUCUUUCUAUUCCUACAUAUAUAUAUAGUGUGUAUAUAUACAUACAUUCUUAUA